Molecule: messenger RNA, 1590 nt
Organism: Xyrauchen texanus (razorback sucker)
Lineage: Eukaryota; Metazoa; Chordata; Actinopteri; Cypriniformes; Catostomidae
Gene: ncmap
Product: non-compact myelin associated protein
Exons: 4
Coding region: 295-747 (150 amino acids)
Biological process (GO): regulation of myelination
Cellular component (GO): plasma membrane; Schmidt-Lanterman incisure; paranode region of axon
Molecular function (GO): structural constituent of myelin sheath
Source: RefSeq, a predicted model, not a curated record
UGAUAAGGAACGUCGUCUCUACCUCUCUGCCAAGGACUGAAACCAUCUCUCGCUUUUGAAGCCUCUCGCUUGUCUUUAUUUUAUCACACCUAGAGUGAAUUUUCACUCAUUUCUAGUUUUUAUUAGUUUUUCUCAGUCUCAGCUGUGUUGACAGCGGUGUGUGUGUGUGUGUGUGAGGGAAGGUGUGUGUGGACUAUGCUCAUCUCGGUCAAUUAAAGUGGGAGUGGAGGAAUUGAUUCUGUGGAGAGAGAGAAGCUCCACAACGUGGACUGAUCGUACAGGAUAAUUCUAAAGAUGCAAAGAGCUGCCACAGUGUCUGUGACUCAAUCCACAACAUUACAGAGCACCACGGCCAUCACCAAAUCUAGAGAACAAAUCCUUACCCAGAGCUCAGGAGCCAUGAUCGCUGUCAUCGUCAUUGGUAUAAUCAUCAUUCUCACAUUUUUGCUUAUAGUCCUGAAGACGUACAACAGGAGGGCCCACGCGAAAAGGAUGCUGGCAGGGGGCUCAAACAAACCACGAAAGAAGGUGUCAUCAGCUACCACAAACACAAACAUGGCCAUGAGCAACUUGGGCGCAAACUCAAUGACUGGAAGCGUGCAGUCUACCGCGAUCUUAGAGAAUGGAUUCCGCAUUCCUCGGGUGGAUCUGGGAAACUUGGAGCGGAGUAACGGGGAGCAUUUUAGCACCAACAGUGGCUCAACUAGUGUGACGAUACAUGACAUGCCAUCAGUUGAUAACACAUAGCACACAUUCUCAACACUCACGCGUGCUAAAGCACAUGAACAACGAACAGAGCAUAAUAGAGCCCAAUGGAAAAUGGUCUUCAUAUCCGUGUUGUUACCAUUAACUAAACUGUCCGAACAUUUACUCUGGUCCAACAUCCGAAGUUGGGUGUUGUGGAAUUUUGGGGGACAUUCUAGACAGGCAUUGCAUCACUGAAAGCCCAAGACCCUAUACAUUUUAAUGAAGGACUUGAGGAACAGGUACAAAUGUUCUAGCAACGUGUCCCACCACUUACAACUAUAUUUUUAUGCUUAGCACUGGAUUUGGAGAUAAAAUAUUUUAGCUAAACAAUAUACAUUACUGCUAUGAACAGAAAACAGUUUUUUUUGGUAAAACAACAGAUUUGGGCACUGCUUCUGGUCCUCUAUGAUGCAAGAUUUCAGCUACAGAUAAAGGAUGUCCAAUAUACAGUAUAUAGUUUGUGUAUAACCAUGUAAUUUGCACUCUCUGUAGAGUGAAGUCUCUUACAAGUUUUACUGUUUUCUGUGAACACAUUCAAAUAUUAUACUGUGGGUUACCAUGCAAAAAGUUGUUUUUAUUCAAGUUCAACAUUUCUCUAAAGAGAUCCAGACAUCUCCAAAGACAACUUCAAUGAAGUUUAUUCACAAUCUGCAACAAAACUACGGUAUUGCAUGAGAAUAAAAGAAAAAACAAGAAAAAUACAGCAGCACUUGAUUAUAUAAACAUGUAGAAAUACUUAUUUCGAGAACAGUUAAACCAAGCUCUCUGGCUAAUGUUUUAGUGCAACAUCUCAACAGAAACACUCAGGCACAAGAUAAACUUUUUUUUUUUUCAUUAGAUCAU